This is a messenger RNA of Fusarium venenatum, 1002 nucleotides long. RefSeq lists its product as uncharacterized. The record is from RefSeq and is a predicted model, not a curated record. Lineage: Eukaryota; Fungi; Ascomycota; Sordariomycetes; Hypocreales; Nectriaceae.
AUGGCCUUUAGUCCUAGCUCACCUUGCGAUUCUGACACUCGGGAGCGGAGUUGGAACGAGUAUUGGUCGGCUCAGCUUAAGAAGCUUCCUGUAUUGCCUAGUCCACGACCUCGCGCCCUAACGCCAGACCUGUCUUCUGAGUCUGGGGCUAAUUCAGCACCGACACCACGUUACCAAGGGUCUUCCUUCUGGUUCAAAGUUCCACCUAAUAUUCGAAGAGACAUCCUUCGCCUGACAUUUGGUGAUACACGUCUUCACCUGUUUAUCGAAUGCGACUAUCCUGAUGUCCCUCAUAUACUCUACUCCACCAACACUUUAAUAUUGGAAGAUACAUGCGUGCUCAAGCAUCUCCCGAAAUUACUAUUACACCAAAGGCUUGAGCUAGUGACCUCACUUGAGGUCACCUGGCCAAUACGAUCCUGCAGAACGCCCGAUUCGAGGAAAUUCUGGGAGGAUCUGGACGUAUACAGUUUCGACCAAUUGUUGGAUUUCGUCUCACUGUCCCAAUUCCCCAACCUUCGUCGACUUUACGUAUAUCUUCCCUUGGACGACUAUCAUGAACUAUUUGGGGGCGACCACUUUAAUCAUACGGGCAUAAUCUUGAACCGCCUGGAUCCAUUUGUACGGCGGAUGACACAUCUAGUCGAAUGCUCAUUUGCAUUACACAGCGACCUUUUCGACUUUGCACUCUGCGACGCAAAGGUGGAGUAUAAAGAUGGUAUCGAAACAAGGAUAGAAUGGGGCUCAUACAGGCAGAUCUGGAGAGAUGACAAUGGCAAUUUGAGUACUGUAAAGCUUCCAUAUCAGGAUAACUAUCCAGAUCGGCCAUACGGCGUUCUUGGAGAUGGCGAGAUAACUAUUGGCUACUGGAUCCUAGAGGGAUCAGAAGAAACCGCAUACUUUAGUUACCUUGACGAGAUAACUGGUAGAGGUGCAGUUUUUGGAAGUUGUGUUGAGUAUGAAGGAGGCGGCUUUUACCUGGAGGAAGUCACGAAAAAUUGA